Ostreobium quekettii is the source of this 2175-nucleotide messenger RNA. Lineage: Eukaryota; Viridiplantae; Chlorophyta; Ulvophyceae; Bryopsidales; Ostreobiaceae. The record is from the annotation of a GenBank genome assembly.
AUGCGGCGUGCCUGGGCUCAGCACGCCUGGGCGGCGGCCCUCCUGCUGCUGCUCCUCCCCGGGGCGGCGCAGGGAGACAGGCUGGACGACCUUAUCGCCAGCGUGGAGGACGUGGUGGACGAGAUUGCGGGCCAGGCGGAGGAGGCGUUCAAGAGGCGCUUCCCGACGGUGCUGGCCUGCGAGUGCUCGCGCCACGCGUGCGACGGGGAGUUCGACUUCAGCGACACGUGUCACGAGGAGCUCGGGGAUUCGGAGCUGUGCGGGGAGUGCGCGGGGCAGAAGCUCGACUUCAACAACAGUUUCGUGCUGACGCCGCCAGGAACGGACCCAUUGAAUAUGGGCGCUGAUCUGAAGGAUGCCGUUUGCACAUAUAAGGUGCUGGAUGAGGUGUUCCAAGAUGUGGAGAACGACCUAGGUAUUAGGGCUUGGAGCUACGUGGCCAGCAGCUCUGGUAUCAUGAGGAACUGGCCAGGCCAUGCCAUGGAACGUGGAGAGGAUGUUGCCAAAGGGGAGGGAGAAGAGGAGCUGGGAAACUGCCAGUCCUAUGAUCCAAGAGUGCGACCAUGGUAUGCUGCAGCAACCAGCGGGCCAAAAGACGUGGUACUGGUGAUCGACACAUCAGGGAGCAUGAAUACCAUUGAAAAUGGGAGCAAAGGGUUUGCCACACGGUGGGUUGUGGCACGAGAUGCACUUCUUAAGCUGCUGGAAACAUUUGGCAUUUCAGACUACGUGAACUUGGUGGAGUUCAAUGAUGGGGUCAAGAGCAUAAUUCCUGGGAAGCUGAUCCAGGCCACAGAGGGCAAUUUGGAGGAGUUGAAGACUGAAUUGCUCGGUGUGCGUCCCACGGGGGCGACUGAUUUUCGGCUUGGCCUGGAGUCUGCCUUCAAUUUGCUUAUUAACGCAACACUGAGGAGCUUCAAUAAUGAGGAACUUACAAGCUCGAACUGUCAAAAGGUGAUACUUUUUAUGACGGAUGGUGAAGAUUGCACGCUCAGUGGAAAGAAUUGCUCAAUGCCGAUUCCAGCAAACACGACGCCAGUGGAUGCCGUGCUCGAAUUCAUAGAGAAGAAACAGCAGGAACUGGAAGCCGUAAAUAGCCAGAGGGCGCACAUUUUCUCGUUUUCGUUCGGGUCAGAAGCAGAUGAUGAGAUUCCGAAGGAAAUGGCAUGCCUGAACGAAGGCAUCUGGCACCGAAUUCUGGCUGGUGAAGACCCCCUUGUGGACAUGAACGCCUACACGUCCUACCUGGCGUCCGACAGGCGAGGAGCCAAAGUCAUCUGGUCCCGCGUCUAUGAUGACGCCUUCGGGCUAGGAAAAGUAGUGACGGCCGCAAGGCCCAUCUACGCCCCGGAGACGUCUGUGGGAGAGCCCGGGGGCUUGGUGGGCGUGGUGGGCCACGACGUCAGGCUGGAAGACUUCCAGGAGGCCUCGCCCGACUUCUUAACCACCAUCAAGCGAUUCAUUUCUCGAGGCAUCCAGUGCAUCAAUAUCGAAUUCUCUGGCUGCCAGCUGCAGUUGCUGCGGGGAGAGGAAGCACAGUGCCCCGAGACCUUCGAGGAGGCCGCUUGCUACUUCUUUGAGGACACAGGCGACUACUACACGGCGCCCAAGCUGCCGCUGCUUGACUUCGACGCAGCAGAGACUUAUUGCCAGGAGCGAGGAGGCAGCCUGGCAGAGGUGGACGAGAGACUUGAGGAAGAGUUCCUUGCGGGGCUGGCCUCCAACGGCGGCUCUUGGGUGGGCCUGACCCGCAAGGCGUCGGGAGCGUGGGUCUGGAAGAACAGCGGGGCCCAGGAGCCGCCGGAUUCUGUAGUUUGGACGUUUCUGAACAAUCUCACCGAUCCUGAAAGGGCGUGUGCCACCAUCGACCGGCGCGGAGUGCACAGCAACGUGCAUCCGGAGAACUGUGCGACGAAAACAAGGUUCAUUUGUGAGUUCGACGGACCCGACCCUCCCGGCGAAUGUGAGGGGGAGGAGAUCAUCAGGGUUGACAAGGACUACGAGUACACUGUGCGGCCGGUGUCGACGUGCCGCCCAGAGGAAGAGGCGCUGCGCGACGCAACAGUUGUUUCCCCCGGUGCCGAGCAGCUUCCCGAUAGCCGGGUGAUAUGCCCGAUCACAAUGAACGGCAGCACCACAUUCGAUGUGAGGUGUUGCGACGACUGCCAGCCCUGA